UUAUUUUUAUCAAAUUUUAUUGAAUUAAAGAAUAUUUUUUCAGGAGAAUCUAAACAUGAUUCACUUUUUUGUUUUUAUAAUUAUUGCUUUGUUAAUUAACUUUAUUAUUUUAUUUAUUAGUUUUUUUGUAAUUGAUGCAUAUUCUAAAUACUUUGAGUACUUUUCUUUUAUCUUUUUAUAUUUAUCAAUUCUUAGAUUUUUUAUAAUUUUUAAUAAUAUUUAUUUGAUAUACUUCCAUAAUUCAGAAUGGGUUAUUUCGAUAUUUUCAUUUAUUUUUUAUGUAUAUUUGAUUAAAUAUUUUUAUUUAU
This is a messenger RNA of Ichthyophthirius multifiliis, 308 nucleotides long. RefSeq lists its product as hypothetical. The annotation marks the transcript as partial. The transcript has a single exon. NCBI's taxonomy places the organism in Eukaryota, Ciliophora, Oligohymenophorea, Hymenostomatida. The record is from RefSeq and is a predicted model, not a curated record.